UCUGCCUAAGGGAAACUCGUAAGUUACAUUCAGGGAAUAUUUGGCGAAAUAUUACUGCAAACGUAUCGAUUCCGAACUCGAUCACACGAGAAGGAGGAAAACGAAGCUUCCAUUUUCACAUCCGAUCGCCCUAGUUGGACUUUUAAACGGGAAAAGGUGCGAAGGACCGCAAAGAUGAAUCCUCAGCAGCGGAUUGCCGCUAUUGGAACGGAUAAGGAAUUGAGCGAUCUGCUGGAUUUUAGCGCGAUGUUUUCUCCACCUGUAACCAGUGGGAAAAACCGGCCUACUACUCUGGGAAGCAGUCAGUUCAGUGCUUCAGGCAUGGACGAGAGGGCGAGCCAGGUGACGUGGGCCGCAGGUGGCCAGGCCAGUCCCUCCUACGAGUCCUCCAGGGACUUCGCAGACAGCCCUCAUUAUGGUGAUCAGCUGAGUGACAGUCGAUUAGUGCCCCAUGAAGGAUUGUCCCCGACACCUUUUAUGAACUCCAGCAUCAUGGGUAAAUCAGAGAGAGCUCCGUUCUCAGCGUACGGGAGGGAACCCGGAGUGUCGGGCUGCCAGUCCGCUCUCCGUUCGGACAUCGGACUGGCGAGCCCCGGGCCCGUUCCCGCGGGGGGGAAGUCCGCCGCCCCCUUCUUCUCCUUCUCCAGCACCAACCCGAGGAGACGUCCCCUCCAGGACCCAGCUCCCCUCGAUGCUUUACAGACGAAGAAAGUGCGCAAGGUCCCUCCUGGAUUACCUUCAUCUGUUUAUGCACCAUCUCCAAAUUCGGACGACUACAACAGAGACUCUCCCACGUACCCAUCUUCCAAGCCUCCAGGCACGAUGUUUGCAAGCCCUUUUUUCGAUGGGACCCACAAUUCUUCCGACCCCUGGAACUCCUCCAAUGGGAUCAGCCAGCCCGGCUACGGGGGAAUGCUGGGAGGAUCGUCAUCUCACAUGUCACAGUCAGGAAACUACGGCAACCUGCACUCGCACGACCGCCUGAGUUACCCUCCGCACUCGGUCUCCCCGACAGACAUCAACGCCAGUCUUCCUCCCAUGUCCAGCUUCCAUCGCAGCAACACCAGCAGCUCGCCCUUCGUCACAGCGUCACACACCCCGCCCGUCAACACCGCAGAGAGCAUCAUGGGAGCAGGGAACCGGGGCAAUGCCACUGGAAGCUCGCAAACUGGAGAUGCACUUGGGAAGGCCCUGGCUUCUAUUUAUUCACCUGACCACACCAGCAGUAGUUUUCCAUCCAAUCCCUCGACGCCUGUAGGAUCUCCGUCGUCCCUCACGGGCGCAGCUGGCACGGCGGGGACAGCAGGUACCAACCAGUGGUCCCGAGCAGCCGGACAGACGCCCUCCUCCCCCAGCUACGAGAACUCCCUGCACUCACUGAAAUAUCGAGUUCACCAACAGCUCCAUGAGCAUCUGCAAGAUGCCAUGUCCUUCUUAAAGGAUGUCUGCGAGUCUCGGAUGGAGGACCGUCUGGACAGGCUGGACGAUGCCAUCCAUGUCCUGCGGAACCACGCUGUAGGCUCCACUGCCAGUCUGCCCAGCGACAUACACAACCUUCUGGGACAGGCGCACAACGGGCCAAUCGCAGCCAUCGGAGCAAACUUCCCCGCAGCUGGAUUGGUUGCCAGCCGGACAGCAUCCAUGGGUGGGGCUCAGCGGGAUGAAGCCAGCGGUCUCAACAGCAAUCACGCAGGACUGCCCAGCUCCGGGCCCGCUGCGAGCACAGACCUGAACCACCAGGGAGACGGCUUCAGAGGACUGGCAGGAGGGCUGUCUGGUCAUGUGUCUGCUGGCCUGGAGCUGAAGGUGGAGAGUCAGGAGAAGGACGACAUGCUCGAGAACCACUCCUCCGACGAUCUCAAAUCUGAUGACGAGAGUGACAGGAAGGACAUCAAGACACCCAGAGGAGGGACCCGCACAAGCAGCAUUAACGAGGACGAGGACCUGAACCCGGAGCAGAAGGCGGAGCGCGAGCGCGAGCGGAGGAUGGCCAACAACGCGCGCGAGCGUCUGCGCGUGCGCGACAUCAACGAGGCUUUCAAGGAGCUGGGCCGCAUGUGUCAGCUGCACCUGAAGAGCGAGAAGCCGCAGACCAAGCUGCUCAUCCUGCACCAGGCCGUGGCCGUCAUCCUCAGCCUAGAGCAGCAAGUCAGAGAGAGGAACCUGAACCCCAAAGCAGCCUGCCUUAAGAGGAGGGAAGAGGAGAAGGUGUCUGCCGUGUCGGCGGAUCCCCAGCAAGGGCACCCCGCCGUCCACCCCGGCCUCACCGACACAUCCAACCCCAUGGGCCACCUCUGAGGAGCGCCCAGAUGAAAUCGAUCCAGAUCAACUCUGUAUGAUACGAGAGGGAGUGACCUUGCUUCCCAAGGCAGACGGGACUCACAAUUAGUGACACAAAUUUGAAAAGUCAAACCACUUGAAGCAAAAAUCCAGAAAUCCAGAAAAAAAAGCAAUCUUGAGAUUGAGGAUGAAAAAAAAAAAAAACCUGGCAAGGCUUCCAGCUCCCUGUGAAGACGCCCGACCCAGACGGGCGAAAUCUCUGCCCACGAGCAAACUUCAGCACAUAUCGUUCCGUUCACAAGCAGCACGUCGCGCCCAAACAAUCAGACUGUGGCGAUCUCCUCCGCUGUCCACGUUGGAAGUUGACUUGUGCCUAAACUAAAUUGACGAAUGCAUUGUAACCACAGUUGUUUUCUUUUUUAAUUUUAUUUAUUAUGUUACUGAGAUAUAACGUAACUCCACGUCUAAAGGGAAAGUGAUGACAUUGUUUUUUUGUUUUUUUUUUUUUUCUUUUUGAGAAGAUUGUGAGGUUUCGGUCGAUCUACAGUUUGCCCGGGGGCCCUCAGUGUCACCAUUUGAGCCCUGGCCCCCUCCGCAGCCAAUACUGAGCUGACCUCAGCUCAUCUGUUUAGGGGCUGUUGGUGUUAGAAAAUUAAAUUUAAUAUAUUCAGCAGUUUAGGUUGAGGCUCGUACCCAUCCUGACUAGUGGCAGUUUGUGUUUAAAGAUCCAAGCAUCCCAUUGUUAAAAAAAAAUAAUAUAUGAUAUAUAGAUAUUUAUAUUUUAUCCAUUCCACAGAUAGCAGCAUGUUUAACCAAAACGACCCUCCCGUGAAUAUGUGCGGUUUUCCGGGAGUUAGACCAAUACAGGCAAGCGGAGAAACGUUGGGACGCCGCGCAGCAGCACGGCUGAGGAGAGGCAAACUGUAGCUUUCCUGAACGUCCGAUCUGUUCGUUCUCAUCUCUACGCCGUUCAAACACAGAGAGCAAAACGCAGACAAACCUUUGAAAACCCUUAGCAUUCCUCACAUACAUAUUAGUGUCUUAACCGAAUGAGAAAAAGGGUUCUCUGUCCUUUUAUGAUUUUGCCAUAUAGUGUUAACUGUAAAAAAAAGACAUAUUCCUUGAUAUUGCAGUUUGUUUUUUGUAUGUUACGUUUUGGACUCUGGUUACUUGUGCAGCGGCGGUAACGGCCUCGGCGCCGCUGACCCAGAGCUGUGCUGUCAGAGGUUGGUUCGAGAGGAAACAGGAUCUGAAACGACGACCAUGUAACAUCACCUGGCCUGAAUGAAAGUGUUGCUUUAUUUCCUUUCUGUCUAAAAAAAAGGCGAAAAAAACAUACAAAGUUACAUUAUUCAAAGUAACCAACAAGUUAUUUGUUUUAUUUGUAAUUAUAUACAAAUCAUUUUUUCUAGGCUUCAUAAUAAAGCUUGUAAUGUCAAGAGUGAAUUAGCAGGAUGUUCUAAGUUAUUUAGAAUGGCUUUGUUUUUUUUUUCUUCCAAGCAGCAAAGUACUUGAUACAGUUACUUAUAGUAAGUAAAGGGUAACCUGUAUUUGAGCAGAGGCGCUUCACUAACAAAAGGGGUGAGGGGUCAGAACCAGUCAUCUAGAGGUUCCCUCCAACAGGUAGAGAAACGAUAGACAAGAGCAGUUUUGAGCUUCUUUUUUUUUUCUUUGAAGAUGAAGAGCAGUGGUCACCACUUACUUUUUAAUUUUGUGUUGCGUGUGUAUGCUGUAUUCCUUUCAUUUUUUUCCCUGUUCUUUUGGUCUUAAAGCUGUUGCUUUAUAUUCCAUUAAUUUUUCAUGUCUGUUGUCUUCCAUUGUUACUAACCCUAAAAACAAGGCUACUACAUCCAGGACUAUUAUCCUUCAAAUUUGCAAGAAAUUAAACAAAAAAGGUUGCCAUAUUAAAAUACACUAAAUUAUACAGUCAGUGGACUUCUUUCCCAUGGCCGAAUUUCCUUAUAGUGAUAUUUUGUGGAAUUUUUUCCCCUCGUCAGAAACAUUUAUUGUUGGUUUUCAUCUGAGUAUAUAUGUGGCCUUGUUCUUCAUUUCAGUAUUUAUGGGCUUAAAAAUGUUGCUGGAAGAAUGUGAUUGAAGCUAUGUGUCACUGCCUGGAGUAUCAUUGUUUUUUUUUUUUUUGUUUUUUUUUUGUCUUUUUUCCUCCUUUCAUGUGUAUGUCCUCAGUCUGUCUCUUCGCUCCUCUGUUGGCUAUGUUAGACUUUGCCGUACACCCAGAAGCUUUC
Messenger RNA from Megalops cyprinoides (Indo-Pacific tarpon), 4523 nucleotides. RefSeq names its product transcription factor 12 (gene tcf12). Gene Ontology annotation, cellular component: transcription regulator complex. The coding region runs from base 175 to 2298 and encodes 707 amino acids. Gene Ontology annotation, biological process: regulation of transcription by RNA polymerase II. The transcript is spliced from 21 exons. The record is from RefSeq and is a predicted model, not a curated record. Gene Ontology annotation, molecular function: protein dimerization activity; RNA polymerase II cis-regulatory region sequence-specific DNA binding; DNA-binding transcription factor activity, RNA polymerase II-specific. Lineage: Eukaryota; Metazoa; Chordata; Actinopteri; Elopiformes; Megalopidae.